UGAUGUCCCACCGAGCCACUACAGUCAGUAGCAUGGACUUGUUGAAGGCGGCGAGAUGAAAAUGCCCUGAUCUGUCCAGAGUCGUCACUCGGAGGCUUUGCAGGACACCUGUGCAGUGUGCGGGCUGAAGAGUAGGAGAAUAUCACUCCUCCUUUCCACCACCGAGCUGCUUUCCCAGCAAACUUGCAGCAUCACAACAGCACCCAGGCCGUGUCGUCCGGCCCGAAUUCCUUUUCGUUUCCCCCGUGUGCGGACUGCGAAUCCCUGCCCAAGCCGGUCUUGGGGGGCUGGCCAGUUUGUCCGCAAAAAUGGCCACAGUUGGUCGCUAUCUGCAGUCGCUAACAAUGCUUUCUGCCUUGCCCGCGUUGGCGUUCGUAUUGCUGCUGGGAGCGGCGGAUGCGCAAGAGUGCCGCGUGUCGCUGGAAAGCAAUCCGGUCGACCAGCUGCGGGUGGCCAUCUUCACGUGCCGUUGCCAGGGCAUCAUCCAGGACUAUGUGUGGCGGCGCAUCGGCGGAGCUCAGCUGGUGUCAGGGCGACACCUCAGCGUAGUGGACGGCUCUGGCCAUGGUCUACUCUACCUCUACAGGGUUCAACAAUCCGAUGCGGGCACGUACGAGUGCCAGGGAAGAUCCAACGUCGGUGUAUCCCGCGACCGCACCGUCCUCCUUGUUAGAGGCCAAGGACCAACGGCACAGCUUUCGGCAUCCAUUCAGCCGUCCACAGUCACCCGGAACCAGGGCGCGUCGGUGGUGUUUGAAUGCAGUGCCGCGCCAUCCUCUCCAAACAACCGCUUCACCUGGAGCAGAUCCAGCGGAGCCUUGCCCACACGCAGCUUUGUGCUGGAAGGCGGCAACAACCUCUUCCUGUACAGCCUGCAGCCAGCUGACACCGGUACCUAUGUAUGUUCUGUGGUGGCGGAGAACGGAGCAACUGCGUCAGCGCGCGCCUCCUUGACCGUCCCGUUUGGUGAACCAAUCCCCACUGCCCCCGCGCCAAGAGUCACGACACGUCCCCCGCCGCCGACAACACAACUGCGAACAACCCGACCGCCAAUCCGCACCUUCCCGCCGCCGGCACCGACCCGGCCACCGCCGCCGCAGACUCUGCGCUUCCCCGUGAGCGUCGUUCCGACCUCCAGCAUCCGUCGCCCGGGCAACGCCUCGUUCAUGGUGUGCAACUACCGCCUGCCGCCCGGCUACAGCGUGCUCAACAUCCAGUGGUCGCGCGUGGACGGACGCAGGCUGCCGUUCCAGCGCACCAAGCAGUACACGUGCAACUCGGUGCUGUACGUGCACGACUUGAGCCUCGUCGACACCGGUUUCUAUACCUGUCAGGUGACGGCGGUCAGCAGUAUCACGGGGCAGACGGCCAUUAGCGAGGGAAUCGGCAACGUCAGAGUCGUCAAUCUCCGUGUUAGCAUUACACCACCGUUCCACAGCACCUCCGUCGGCGAGCAGAUCACGUACCAGUGCAACGUCAACCGCGACGUGUCCAACGAGGCGCAGUACCAGUGGACGCGCAUGCACGGCAAGGGGAUUCCCCGCACCGCCUCGACCGUCGGCAGUCGGCUGACUCUGCGCGGCCUUCGCGAGGAGGAUACCGGGGAAUACUGCUGCUCUGCUACCGUGGGCAGUGAGACGUCACAAAGCUGUGCUGAGCUGCUCGUUGGCGAGGGCUGCAUCAGGAAAGGCGAGUUCAUGCGGAAGGGCGCGUACGGCUACUUCAACACUAGUGAAGUGCUACGCAAUGCACAAGUUCGACCCGCCGCUGACAUCAUCAUGCUGAUCGACGAGUCGCGCUCCAUGAUCCGUGAACACUCCUGGCUGCAGGACAUCAGCAUUGGCCUGGACUUGGCGCUGAAGGCCAACGGAAUCGGCGUCGACAUUCCCAACCAGUUUGGCCUGGUUGGCUUUGCCAAGGACGACCCCGAGGCGGUGAGGGGACGUGUGUUCCCGAUGUCCGAGUGCGACGGCUCGCUAAUGGGUACCGCCGAGGAGUUCAACAGUGCCCGCGAGAACCUAGCCCUGGAUGGGCGUGAGGAGGAUCUCUACCACGCCAUGGAGCUGGCCCUUGAUCGCUACCCGCUGCGUCCUGGUCAGGCCUGCCAGAUCAUCGGCAUCACGGACGAAGGUCGUACGCCGCAGGACCCCUACAUCAGCUACGACCGCAUCCUGCAGAAGAUGCGCGCCAAGGGCUGCAUGCUGAACGUGGUCGUCAACCAGAAGAUGCAGUCGACGCAGCCGAGCCUCGGCACGGAGGCGCUGGGCGUCAGCUCCAGCAACGACAGCGCCGUGGAGCGACCCGGCGGUGGGUACACCAUCUACCGCAACGCCGGUCGGCCAGUCGUGCAGACAGCCCACGGCAGCACGCACGUCGACUACACGCGACUGGCGUUCGAGCUCGGCGGCGCCGCGUGGGAUCUGAAUCGUCUCAGAGACGGUGGCGACACGGCCGUCGCCUUCACCAAGGCCUUCAUAAACCUCAAGGUGCGCGAGAUCAGCCGACAGAUCUGCGAGCGGUGCUUCUGUGAUCUCGGACCGCGUCCGGACUGCCGGGACGGAUGCCUGGGAGAGCCGCCGGUGGUGUUGAUCAGAGGCUCGAAGAACGUGACGUUCGGCAGCUCUGUUAGCCUGACCUGCGAAUACGUCGGCGGUGAUCCGAUUCCUCGCCUCCGCUGGCAAGGGCCCGGCAACGAACCCGGCGUCGGAUUGCCGCCCAACAGUGCGGUGGCGCCACUGGGAGACUUCAUACAGAUGCGCGUUGACGACGUGCGCUCCUCGUUCUGCGUGGAGUGCAACGGCAGCAACCUGGAGGGCAUAGCCGUGGAGCUGCACUGCGUCGAUGUACUGCAGGAGGCACCAAAAGUCUCCAUCACGGGAACGCACGCUAACCAGCCGGUCACGUUCGGUGCACAGGUGACACUGGAGUGUGUGGCGACGCACGGAAUACCAACACCGGCGCUGCAGUGGCAGAACCGGCCGCAGGGCAGCACGUUCCGCUCCGAGGGCGGCUCCAUCUUCCUGACCAUACCCAGCCUGACGCAGGGCCUGUGCGUGCAGUGCAUCGGCUCCAGCAUCCUGGGACGCGACUCUGCCGUCGAGUGUCUGACAAUACAAGAGGUUGUACCAGAAGUGCUAAUCACCGGUUCUCAUCUCGGAGCGCCCAACAUCGUCAUCGGCACGGCUCUCGACCUCAGCUGCGUGUCCGUCGUCGGAAUUCCCACGCCCACGCUGGUCUGGGAGAUCGAGGGUCGCACUGUGGCGGGCACUACCGGCGAGUCUGGCAACGCCAUCACCUGGUCCGUUCCGUCACUGCUGGAGCGCACCUGUGUCACCUGUGUGGGUUCCAAUUCGGCCGGUAUCGGCCGGCAGACCGUUUGCGUUGAUGUCACAGGCGAGCGUCCAAGAAUCGGCAUAUCUGGGUCAAACAACGGGGCUGAGGUCACGUUUGGCGAGGGUGUAAGUCUUCGUUGUGUACCAGAAGGUGGUGUACCGUUCCCGCAAGUCUCUUGGGGUGGAAAUCUACCGCCAGGUGCCGUGCAGACACGUGAGGGUAACGUAGCUGUGCUGACACUUACCAACCUGCUGGAACGCACGUGUGUUACCUGUAUCGGAACUAACCUCAUUGGUGAUCAGAGAGUAACGGAGUGUAUCAAUGUCGGAGGAGAGAUCCCCAGCGUGGAGAUUCGCGGGAGCGACGUCGGAAGUGAGGUCGUGUUCGGCUCUUCUAUCAAUCUGCAGUGCGUGGCUGUGGGUGGCCGGCCUGAUCCGCAGCUCAGCUGGGAGAACCUGCCACCUGGAACGCUCACGGGCAGCUCCGGCUCCGCGAUCACCAUCCGCGCCGACUCUUUGCCGCUGGGCCGUAACUGUUUCACCUGCGUUGGCAAUAACCUGGCCGGCACCGGCAGAGACGAGCAGUGCAUCACGGUUGUUGGUGAACCUCCGGUGGUCCAGAUCAGCGGUAUCAACGUGAAUCGGCCAAUCCUGGGCACUGAGGUGACGCUGCGCUGCAUUGAAGUGUCUGGCCUGCCCCGCGGCCAACGCUCCUGGGUGGCAGGGCAGAAUGGCCGUCUCCCAGCCGGCGCCACUCAAUCAACUGAGGGCGAUGCCAUAGUGCUGAGGAUACCAAGCAUCGUGGAGAACAUUUGCAUCUCGUGUAUAAGUAGCAACGCAGUCGGCACUGGUCGUGACGAGCAGUGCAUUGACGUCACCAGUGAACGUCCACGUGUCCAGGUGACCAGCAGCAACACCGGACCCAGUGUUGACCUGGGCAGCUCGGUGGAGUUUGUGUGCGUACAGACCCAAGGCAUACCCACACCACAGCUGUCCUGGCGCAAUCCCGCCAGCGGUGGUCUGAAGAGCACACGCGGUGCGGCCAUCGUGGUGAACUUUGCCGACCUGCGUCAACGCGCGUGUGUUACGUGCGUCGGUACCAACCUUGCCGGGGAGGGACUGGACACGAAAUGUGUGGAAGUGCGCUCUCAAGACCCGAAGGUGGAGAUCACCGGCGGUCGGGACGUCAUCAUCGGCUCCGACAUCGAGCUACGCUGCCGGCCGGUCGAGGGCAUCCCCUUCCCGAUUGCGUCCUGGAGUGACAAGCCGCCCAACGGCGCCAUCCUCACUCGUAGUGGCGACGCCGUCGUCAUGUCGCUGUCCAAUGUCCAGCAGCGGACUUGUGUGACGUGCUACGGCACCAGCCUGGCGGGCCGUGUCGCAGAGGAGACCUGCUUUGAUGUGCUGUCGGAGCCUCCGGUCGUAUCCAUCUCGGGCACUAACACUGGCCAGCCGGUGCCGCGUGGCAGCGGUGUGACGCUGAGCUGCACCAUCCAGCAGGGCAUCCCCACACCGCAGCUGCGCUGGGAGGUGGUCGGUGGCGGUGCCCUGCCCCAGAACGCCAUCACCCAGCAGAUCAACGCCAACACCAUCACGCUGCAGCUUCCCUCGUUCCAGGAGGACCUGUGCGUGCGCUGCGUCGGCACCAAUAUCAUUGGUAGCAACACGGCGGAUGAAUGUCUCGAACUAGAUGAAAUUCCCCCAGUGGUGAGGCUGACAGGCUCCAACCAAGGUCAGUCAGUUCAGCAAGGCGACAGCGUGACGCUGCGCUGCGAGCCCGUCGACGGUAAUCCAAACCCCACGCUGACCUGGGAGGCACCUGGGUCCGAGCAGAUCCCCACCACCAUCACGAGGAUCGGCAAUGCGCUUAUCCUCGAGCUGGAACAGGUGUUGCGAGAUUUCUGCGUCAUUUGCCGUGGCACCAACUCUGCCGGCUCUGAUACAGAGGAGAUCUGCGUUCGUGUGGAGCGAGACCGGCCACGAAUCAGCCUGAUCGGCAGCAACAAGGGACAGCCGCUCAACGAAGGCGGUGCCGUGGACUUGAUCUGCAUUCCGAUCGGCGGCUAUCCAAUCCCCACGGUUGUGUUCAGGACGCAGAGUGGCCAGCCGCUGCCUCCGGACGCCAUUGUACUGCCGCGCGGUAAUGGCUCGAUAGCCACCAUUCCCAGCGUGUCCAGGUACAUCUGUGUCGAGUGUGUCGGUACCAACAGCGAGGGAGAAACCGUCGAGCGCAUUUGUCUGGAUAUACUGAGUACAUGCCCUCAUCCGCGCAACACCGGCGAGCGCCUGUUCCACGGCGCCAACACCCGGCGCUACUCGCAAGAGCCGGGCGACAUCCAGAUCAACGUGCCGAGCUCGGCUGUCAUUGCGUUCGUCGUUGACGAGUCCGGAUCCAUGCGCGGCGAGCAUGAGUGGCUGCGCAGCACCGUGGAGGUGUUUGAGAGGAACUUGCAGACGCGCGGCAUCGGCGUCCUAAGACCCAACCAGUACGCCCUGGUCGGCUUUGGCCAUCCGGACAAGAAUGACCCGGCGCGUGAGCGCGGCAAGGUGCUGUUGGGCGACGCGUCGACGUCCGGCUGUCGCGACGCCAGAAGCCUGCGCUCUGCGCUGGGGACGAUGUUUGUGGACGGCCGCUUGGAAGACGGCUACUCGGCCGCCGGCGUAGCAUUGGAGCAGAUCGAGUGCUUGCAGUUCCCACGUCAACCGAAGACCGCCUGCCAGGUGAUCCUGGCCACGGACGAGGGCAGAGACGUGCUGAGCAGCUGGCGCUACCAGUCCAUGCUUGACAUGCUGCGACGCUACGACUGUGUGCUUAACGUGGUGGUGUGGGAGCGCAUGCGCGGCCGUCUCAGCGAGGGCGCCGACUGGCAGCGUGCGCUGGGUGUGUCAGAGACCUCCGGCGCCGUCAUCGCGCGCAACAACGACGAGUUCAUCAUCGUGCCGGAAGGCCGAGCAUUCUCCGAUUCUGGACACGAAGACACUCACGAAGCCUACGUCAAGCUGGCGUUCGACACCGGCGGCGCUGCGUGGGACUUGCAGAUGCUGCGCACGGAGCGCUACCGUCAGUCUUUCACCAACGGCUUCAUCGAAGUCAAGGUACAGGAGAUCAUUCGGCAGAGUCGUGGCGUCUGCGAGGACUGCGUGUGCCGCAACGGGAGCAACGUCUGCCAGCGAUACGGCAGAAACUUUGGCGAGUCGGCGUGCCUCAAUCCCGUUCCCAAUGCCAAUCUGGGAGUGACUGCCACGCCAACACGACAGCUGCUGGAGCCCGGUGCUCAGGCGGAGUUCACGUGCGACGUGAGAUCGUCAGGGAACGUCAGCGUCACCUGGUACCCGCAGACCCCGGAGACGCUGGUGCGCAACAAUCGCCUCAUCAUCACCAACGUUACGGAGACGCGAGACUCGGGCUUGUACACAUGCCGUGCUGUCAACCAGGAGGGCUACAACGAGGCACGCAUACAGCUUACAGUCAGUGCACAGCCCGCGGAGCCGGAUCGGCCGUUCCAGCAGCUCUUGCCCGGCGAGGUGAUCAUCAGCACGUCGCAGCGCACGGCCACCGCCAACCAGGAGAUCCUGGCGCUGACGUGCUGCGUUCGCCGUCAGCCCGGCGACACCAUUGAGUGGUACUACAACUCUGACUCCAGCGGCCAGCUACCACGCCGCGCCGCCAUGAACAGUCGUGACCAGCUUGUCUUCAACCCCAUUCGCCGAGAGCAUGCCGGAGAGUACGAGUGCGUACACAAGACCAGUGGUGGUGCGAACUUCGCCACGGCAAGACUCGCCGAGGUGCGCGGCCAGGUGAUCACACUCGGCCUGCCAACGAACUGCGGCGCUUGAGCGGCUUGGCUGCACGUACUGUGCAUCUCUGUGUGUGUGUGUGUGUGUGUGUGUGUGUGUGUGUAUGCUUGUGCGUGUGUGUUCAUGUGCGUGCAUGUGCGUGUGUGUGCAUGCGUGUGCAUGUGCACAUGUGUGCAGUAUGUAUGGAUGCGCGCAUGUGUGUGGACGAGAGAGAAAGUGAAUUCAGCAAUGCAUACAAGUGCACGCGCAGGCACUGGCAAUCUGUAGGUGCUCGUCUUCCCAUGCUCAUACUCUACUGCCUGCCUGCACUGCCUGCUUCAUACAUGCACGGACGGUACAUUAACAACUUCAACAAACCGGAUGCCAUGAAUGGAACACGAUGAGGAGUUGACAUCGGGCGAGACACACAUGCAAAAAUAUUAACCUGUCCUAGCACACACGCACUGUAACACAGUCCUCUCUCUCGAUACACUGCAAAUAGCACAGUUGUUGCCGGUGUACAAAUAAGCAUCUAGCCUCCACUUGACAGGAUGUCCUCUUCACGAGUAGCUACUUCUCAUUGCUAUCCUGACGGCUAACGUUAGCUUAGCUCCCAUUUGCUGCCAAGUCCCGCUGGCUUGCUCCAGUUUAAUGUUGCACAUUAUUCUUCGACGCCGCCGUACAUGUGAAAUCUGCAUUCCCUGCAUUACCUGUACACGGCCGGGUCACCUGUGGUCCGUGUUUCUUCUCUAAGCAACAGGCUCUUGCACCGGAUCAACCUCCGGUUAAUCGUGUUGUGCAAUGCUAUCCACUCGUACAUGCAUAUGCAUACAAACAACCUUUUUUUCUUUCUGCUCCCACGCAUUCCAAGCCUAUGCAUGUGCUCUGCUUACUUGGCCUAGCUGCUUGACAUGGCAUAGUGCACUAACAAGGGACCCUGCAGUGGUUACUGGCCAUAGCGCAAUAUACGGUGGAA
Molecule: messenger RNA, 8085 nt
Organism: Sycon ciliatum
Lineage: Eukaryota; Metazoa; Porifera; Calcarea; Leucosolenida; Sycettidae
Exons: 20
Coding region: 309-7169 (2286 amino acids)
Source: RefSeq, a predicted model, not a curated record